UAUCGUAAUCAGCUCGCCAAAACUGACGUAACAUUCGCCCCCUGCUCGCGUGGUAAAUUCGUUUAUAACUCCCGUAAAACCCUUUCCCCAAUAUGAUCCGGCUAAAUAGGCUAUUUAGGAGUUCCGCGAAGAUUUUGAGCAGUCAGGUUCGAUUAAUCCACGUGGGUGAGGCCAAUGUUCUGUCCACCGAGGUUGACAAACAGUCCGCUGAGUUCAAGCAAAAUGCUAAUGAGAUGGGCAAGUUGGUCGGGGAGCUGAGAAACUUUACCAGCCAGGUUCUGAAGGGCGGAGGGCAGAAGGCCAUCGAGCGACACACCUCGCGGGGCAAACUACUGGCCAGGGACCGCAUCAACCUGCUUCUGGACAAAGGAUCGCCCUUCCUGGAACUUAGUGCACUGGCCGGGCACGAGUUAUACGGAGAGGAGGUGGUCAACUCCGGGGGAAUCGUGACCGGAGUUGGUCGUGUUUGUGGUACCGAGUGCGUGGUUGUGGCCAACGACGCCACGGUAAAAGGCGGAAGCUACUAUCCCAUCACGGUAAAAAAGCAUCUUCGCGCUCAGGAAAUUGCCCAAGAAAACCGCCUGCCUUGUAUCUACCUUGUGGAUUCGGGUGGAGCCAACUUGCCGCGUCAGGCUGAUGUCUUUCCAGAUAAAUUGCACUUCGGACGCAUCUUCUAUAACCAGGCGAACAUGUCGGCCCAGGGAAUACCCCAGAUCGCGGUGGUGAUGGGCAGCUGUACGGCCGGAGGAGCCUACGUUCCCGCAAUGGCCGAUGAGAGCAUCAUUGUGAAGAAACAGGGAACAAUUUUCCUAGCAGGUCCCCCACUGGUGAAAGCAGCUACUGGAGAGGAAGUGUCCGCAGAAGAUCUGGGAGGAGCGGAUCUACAUUGCAAGACCUCGGGAGUCACGGACCACUAUGCUGUAGACGACGAGCACGCCUUGUAUUUAGCCAGACAGAUUGUGAGCAAUCUGAAUCUGCCCGCCACGAAUUCCUACAACGAUCAGCUGAUACACUCCAGCCGAGCCAACUUCAAAGGAGUUAGUCCGGCAACUGCCAUAGAGGAUCCGCGCUACGAUCCCCGCGAGUUGUACGGCAUCGUGGGUCCCAAUCUCACCAAAAGCUUCGACGUCCGCGAGGUGAUUGCUCGCAUCGUUGAUGGAAGUCGGUUUACGGAGUUUAAGAAGCUAUACGGCGAGACUUUGGUAUGCGGAUUUGCUAAGCUAUACGGUCACACAGUGGGCAUUGUCGGAAACAAUGGAGUCCUCUUCUCGGAGAGCGCCCUCAAAGGUGCUCACUUCAUUCAGCUGUGCGCACAGCGCAAGAUCCCGCUGGUCUUCCUGCAGAACAUAACUGGUUUUAUGGUGGGACGCGAUGCUGAGGCCAAUGGUAUUGCCAAAAACGGUGCCAAGAUGGUCACGGCCGUGGCCUGCGCCAAUGUGCCCAAGUUCACGGUGAUCAUCGGCGGAUCAUAUGGUGCUGGCAACUACGGAAUGUGCGGACGAGCCUAUUCGCCACGAUUCCUUUACAUGUGGCCGAAUUCCCGAAUCUCGGUGAUGGGCGGUACUCAGGCAGCCAAUGUUAUGGCUCAGAUCACCCAGGAUCAGCGCAAGCGAGCUGGCAAGGAGUUUAGCGAAGAGGAAGCUCAAAAGCUGAAGGCUCCCAUUGUGGAAAUGUUUGAGGCAGAGGGCUCUCCGUACUACAGUACGGCUCGACUGUGGGACGACGGCAUCAUAGAUCCGGCCGAUACGCGUAAGGUUUUGGGGCUGAGCUUAAAAGCAUCCAUAAACAAUUCCGGACAGGACACAAAGUUUGGAGUCUUCCGCAUGUAAAUCCGAUUUGCAUGAGCGUGAAAGGAAAUUAUGAGCAUUUACAGGCAUUUAAUGCCGACUUUUAUUUCGAAACUGUUGCAUUUAUUAGCGUUAAGUGAAUUGUUAACUGUGUAAUAUACAAUGAGUGUCUAUUUGAAUAAAAAGGUAUUUUGACAAAUGGUACUACAACUAAAAUAAGA
Drosophila ficusphila is the source of this 2008-nucleotide messenger RNA. It is a transcript of the gene Mccc2, whose product is annotated as probable methylcrotonoyl-CoA carboxylase beta chain, mitochondrial. The transcript is spliced from 4 exons. Gene Ontology annotation, biological process: L-leucine catabolic process. The coding region runs from base 93 to 1829 and encodes 578 amino acids. Lineage: Eukaryota; Metazoa; Arthropoda; Insecta; Diptera; Drosophilidae. Gene Ontology annotation, cellular component: methylcrotonoyl-CoA carboxylase complex; mitochondrion. The record is from RefSeq and is a predicted model, not a curated record. Gene Ontology annotation, molecular function: methylcrotonoyl-CoA carboxylase activity.